AAAAUCGCGGCGGAAAACCACCCCUGAUCAGUUGUGUGUGUUGGUAUGCUCCGCCAUGCCGCCGCUCUCCCACGAGAGCGCGAAAGCACAGAAGUCGCUGUGUGACACAAAGAGGAGUGUCAGGCAGCAUAAAUUUCAGCAUACAAAAUUCCACACACCGUCGCAGAUACUUUUCGGCAAGUUCUCCGGAGAAAACUCGAGUGUAAAUAAUUUGAAAACCUGAAAAGUUCCUCAUAGUGUUUAGCCAAUGGAUUUGUGUAAAUAAAUUCGUUUAGCGGUAAAUACUGCAAGUGCGCAAAAAUCGGGCCCAAACGGGUAUCUCUUUUAUUUGCGGGUGUUUAUUCGGGCCAAAUGUGCCCAAGUGGCCAAUGAGAUAAAUCAAACAAGUUUCAAGCAAAGAAAGGAAGAUGGAACGGCUGCGGCUGGGCGGGAGUGGAAAUUUAUAUGAAAUCGUGAAAUCAUAAAUAAAACAUAAAUUAUGUUUAGCUGGCAGUUGGCGGCAACAAAAAUAAAACCAUCAAAAGCAACACACACACCAACCAAAAAACAAAAAAAAAAAAAAAAAACCAUGCGAGCCAAGCGGAUAUAUUUUGAUUUUUUUUUAUAAAUAGAAAAAUCAAUUUCGCACGCAGAGAGCCGAAGCUCUCCCCCACACACACAUGCGCAUGUGUGUGUGUCUAUUAUAAGUCCAGUGAGAGGAGCAGAGCGGAGCCAGCGAGUGGCCGCUGCCACUUUCUCAGAUCUCAGAAUAAUUGAAUAUAAUUCAAGUGUUUUUGUUGCACUAUUUGUUGUGCUUAUUAUUGUUAUUAUUUGUUUAAAUUACCAACAACAAAGCGCGCGCGCCAUUUCCUUACCUUACAAAAUAAUAAAAAAAAAAAACCGCCCACAGUGACCACCACAAAAAGGGGAAACAACAGCAACAACAAGAGAAGAGAGAGACAAUUAAAUUAGUGAAAAUUGAAUAAAACAGAAGAAUAGACCGACUAGAACGAAAGAGAGGAACGAGAACGUGUCGAGCAACAAAUUAAUAAUACAAAAAAAAACCAAAAAAAAAAAUAGAAAUACAAAUUGAAAACAACAACAAAGGCGGAGGCAGAAGCAGCAGCAGCACCGACUGCGGAUUUUAGGGGCAACGACGGCGGCGGCACAUUGAAAAGAUGGGCUGUGGACAAAGCAAGAUACAUUUGUAUCCCAGGAAAUCGAAGAGUAAAGCCAACGGCAAGAAAGGAGGACAUGCCGACUCAGACGCCGAAACGGACGAGGACGAAGGCCACAUCGAGGACGCCGAGAAGGCACAGCAACGCGACCGUGAGAAGCACGACGAGAGCGAUGAUUCAAGCAAUAAGGAUGUGACGGAUAGUGACGACGACGUGGCCGUCUCCCUGCUGCGGGCCAAGAACCUAUCCCUGCUCCAAAGCCAGGAAAUAUCAUCUAGCCAACAGAACUUCUUCCGCAUGCUGGACAAGAAGAUUGAUGAGGGCCCCGACUACGACUCGGCCAGCGAGACGGAGAUCGCCCUGGAGGAGGCCCGACUGAACGCUCUGCGCCAGCACUGGGAAUCCGCCAGCCUGACGGCCUCCAUCUGCUCCUCGGCCAGCCGGUCGCUGCAGACCACGCCCAUCCGACAAGUGCAGGUGCCUCUGAAGCAGCCGCCCCGUGGCGCUGGCCUGCUGCUCCAACCCUCCAGUGCCGCCGCCGUCUCAACCGCGAUGGUCAGUAUCCCCGCGACGGAGUAUCUACCUCAGCAUGUGAUGGCGGGUCGUCAGCAACAGCAGGUGCAACAAGUGCAGCAGGUGCCGCAGCAACAGGCGGCGGUGCUCUACCAGCAGCAACAGCAGCAGCUAAUCCUGCUGCCCCAGCUGGACGGGAGUGUCGUCAAUACGUCCACGGCGGCCGCAGCCCAGCUCGCCCAGCUCCAGCAGCAGCAACUCAGCCAGCAACAGCAACUCUAUCAGCAGCAACAGCAGUAUCUGUUGACCCUACCCGCCGGUACCAAGCCGCAGAGCGUCAGCCCCAAACGCCUGCUGUACGGCAGUACCGUGGCCGGCGCCGUGCCGCCCGGCACAUCCGCCUGUCCCCAGCCGGCGGCACCUCCUUCCGUUCAGUAUAUCGCCGCUGGAUCGCAAAUGAUGCAGCCGGGGGCCAGCGGUGGCUUCCUCAAUGGCGCCGGCGCCAUUUCCGGAAUCGCAGCAGGACGAGGGCCCCUGCAGCUGGCUUACUACGGCGCUGCACCCCCGAGCACUGCCCCCCCGCUGGCGACGUCCGCUCCGAUUGCCCCCGAAACAUAUGAACCGCCAACCGCUCCACACAGCCAAAAUCAGCAGCAGCAGCAGCAACAGCCGCCAACACAGCCGCCGCCGGGCGCCUACUACGGCGAGAUGAUGCACGGUGUCCAGCCUGCCUCGGCUGUGGAAUACAAGUUCCCGCCGGCCAUCAGUGUGCAACGGUUGGCGCCGCAGGUGCAGCGGCAGCUGCGAGAGACGCAGGAACUCAUAAAAGACUCGUGCCCGCAACUGUAUGCGGCGGGCUAUGGCAGCCCAGGACCACCGAUACGCAACCCCAACAGGAACCCCACUAGAACUAGACCCACCCUGGAGACGCAGUUCUCGCAGGAACUCUCGUGAUAUCUAUAUAUGUAAACAACAGCCCAGCCAGCAGACACAUUCAAGCACACACUCACCCCAUAGCCAGUUGGAGAAACUGCAGCCAAAGAACCCAAGCAGGAACUUAACCAAAAUUAGAAGAAAAAAAAGAUGAAAUCCUUAAAGCAACUAAAAAAAAAAAAGCAACAAAAAAGCAACAAAAAAAAAUUCAAAUCGAAGAAAAUCAAUUAUAAAAAUUGUAAAACUGCACUCAAUGUUUCAGAACCCACAAGAACCCCGCGGGCGAAUUAGGCCCCAAAAAAUAUGCGUACUACUUACAAAGGCCAGAAGAAGGAGAUGGAGAACAACAACUACUAACUAAACCUAUGCGGAGCAACAAAAAAAUGGUUAAAAUAAAUGAAAUUAUUACAACUAAAAUAAUUACUCAAGAGGCAGCCAAAGAAAAAAGGAGGAUGACUCCUGGACAGGAGUGCAGAAGUGCAGAAGAGUAGGAUAGGAAGGUAGAAAGCAUGUUGGAUCCGGAUCCGAAAGCGCAAGGUACAUAGUUUUAGGAAUCGAGUAUAACGUUAUAAAGCGAUAUAUAUGCAAAUGCCACAAAUAGGAAGGAUGCAGGAGCAGGAUCAGUAGCAGAUGGAGGUGCAGAGACAACCCGAACAAAGCAAACACAAAUCAUACAAAGUAAAUAAUAAUUAAAAGUGUAACAAAUACAAAUGACUUCUACAUUCUCACGCAAUUUUGUUAGUCAUAAAUCUCGUGGUGUAAUUUUUUAACAAAUAUUUUCCGUCAAAUUCUCGAAAAAUACAGUUGGUGUAAUAACGUUUGAAGGACGAUAUGAGAUGAGAGUUCGUUGGAGAUGCAAUUAAACGGAUGACGCUGUCUAGUAAUAUUUGUAUAAUUUAGUUCUAUUUAUUAUUAUGAUAAUUUUGGAUGUAUAAUAGUUUUUCUUAUAUGGAUAUAUAUAUAUAUAUAUUUAAAAUGAAAAUAAAAGCAAAUCAAUUAAGUUUAGAAAUGUGUUUCAAAAUUUAAUCUGUGAGGUGGGGUAAUCUGGGAGGAAAAAAGAAAAGAAAAAAGAAAAGACCAUUUAACGUCUAAUUAAUUCUUUUAUUUAUAUCUUGUGAUCAAUUCAUACUCAUGGGUUGACAUAAAAUGGAAUUGCAUUUUAAAUUUCUGAAAGUAUUAAGUUCCUUUGUAGUAGUUUGUAGCAUGUUUGAUUUUGUUAUUGUUUGAAAAUAUCCAGCUAAGCAAUUCAUUAGACUAGUCACAUAAUAUGGUUUAAGAUGACAUAAUAAUACGCAUUUGAUUCUAAGAAAUUGACAUUGUUUCUUAUGUGUACUGUACGUGUGUGUCCAAUGGUGUGAAAGUUAUUAUAUCAUAGCUUUCCUUAUAGUUAUCCGAUUUGUAUCUAAUCUCGUUUGGCUUUGGGGUGGUAGUUUUUUGUUUGUUGUUUGUUU
Drosophila ananassae is the source of this 4054-nucleotide messenger RNA. It is a transcript of the gene tow, whose product is annotated as RNA polymerase II degradation factor 1. The coding region runs from base 1158 to 2624 and encodes 488 amino acids. NCBI's taxonomy places the organism in Eukaryota, Metazoa, Arthropoda, Insecta, Diptera, Drosophilidae. The record is from RefSeq and is a predicted model, not a curated record. The transcript has 6 exons.